GAUUGAUUGUUUCGAAGUUGGAGUGUGGAAUUUUGGGCACAGUGUACUGACUGUUCAUGCUCUACUAUUUUGUCGUGGAUUCGGAUUUGAAUCGCGGACAUAGGCGUGCAGCAAAUGGGUGUUUGCGGUUCCGUUUUUGGAUAAUACGGCGGAUCUUUGGAUGGAGGCUGCGGCGGGGAUGGGGUUAACCGAGGGGGGAGUUGGCGAGAAGCGGCGGCAGUACGACUCCAAGGAUGCGAGUGCGCAGCCGAAGAGAUUUAAGGGAGGGAGUGUGGUUACCGAUUUGAAAAAUGUUGCGGGGAUCGUGCUGGUGAUGGCGGCGAUGGGGAAGAUGAGGGGAGGGAAGACGCCUACCGAGGCGGAGAAGGAGAUGAUGAAGGAGGCGCGGAAUGGCUUGGUUAAGGUUUGCGAGAGUUUUAAGCCUGAGGAGGUGUUUCGAAAGGAUGCUUUUGGUGGAGUUGUUGAGAAUUUGGGGCUUAAUCGAGUCAAGGCACAAAGGAUAGGGUUUCAACCUUCUGCAAUGUCCAUUGCUCAGAAGUUAUUGGACUCGAAAAAAAAGAUGGAACAAGCAGCUGAUUUGGUGUUACCAUUAACUCUACCUUUGUCUCAAUGUUGCCGAGGGAGUUCUGGUGCGUCACUUCAUUUUCAAGCAUCUAAAAUAGGAAGUUCAGCAGCUUUAAAAUAUCAGCUUCCUUCUAGUGAGAUCAAACCAGUUGCUUCCUGUGCUUUUCAAUCAAACAACUCUGUUUCUGUAGCUCUGAGCCAAAGUGAAAAACCGAAUCUGAGAUCAGAUGGACAAUCAAAAGGUUCAACACAUGUUUCACAAGCUCAAGGUACGGCUCAAUCAGAUAUUAAGGUGGUCGAAAUUAUGUCCCAUCAAGUUUGGGGUAGUACUGCAACACAUGGAUUGACCACUCAAGAGAAGUUUGGCGCAAUUAUUGCACAAACAGGAACUAUACAACCUUCAGAAGUUGCUAAUAAUGCCCAGGCUUCUAUGGAGACUACCCAUUCUGAAAUUGGCAGUAUUGUUAAGCAACUAUUGCAACCAUUAGCGUCUGGGCGCCGCACUUGGUUUCCACUUUCCCGGGAAUAUAUAAACAAGGCUUUGACUUGUCAAAUUUGCACAGCUACUGUUACUGAGAUAGAUACCAUACUCAUCUGCGAUGCUUGCGAGAAAGGGUAUCACUUGAAAUGCCUCCAAGCAACCAAUCAAAAAGUCAUUACAAGAGGAGAGUGGCAUUGUGCAAAAUGCUUGUCAUUGAGCAAUGGGAAACCCUUCCCUAUCAAGUACGGCCUUGUUUUGAGGAAUGCCAACACGUCCUCAUCUUCAAAUUCAAGUGCUGUUCCAUCUGCUCCAACUAAACAAGUCAUCAAUAUUUCAGAUGCGAAGGUUGGCCAGCCAAGGGUCACAGAACAUGGAAAAUCUAGGAGACAAAAUGUUCCUACUAAUGCUGCAGUCGACAAAGACAUUUUUUUGACUGAGGGUAAGAUUGAUGGUAAAGUGUCUUCUAAGAAAUGGCCAGAUUUGACAAUGGAAACCUCUAAUUCUGCUUGUUUUGCUUCAUUAAAUUCACCAGCAGACAAAGCAGAUGAUGGAAUGGUUUCAAAUUUGCCUAAUGCUCAAGAUGGCACGUCGUUGAUAUUAUAUGGUGAAUCAAAUACGGUAAAGAGAUUCCUAGAAAAUUGCAGUUCACCUGCAGAUUCGAAAGAAUCUCCUGGAGACAAGAGUUCAAAUCAUACAUCUACGGUACUGAAGGAGAAAAACCUAACCAAUUCUGGAUCCUUGGAUCAAGAUAGAUCUUCUGAUUGUUUGCAUUCUAUCAAGUGGGUUGGUGAGCCAGUUCAAGUUUUGGAUAAGAAAAUCUAUUAUACAGCUUGCAGCAUCAAUGGACAUGUUUACAGAGUCACAAGCCAUGUUGUUAUUCAUCUUGACAAUGGAAAACCUACGCCUUCAAGGCUCCGGGCUAUGUGGGAGGAUACUUGUACCUCAAAGAAGUGGGUAUCGGUAAAUCGGUGUUACUUUCCCGGUGAGAUGCCGGAGGGUGUUUGUCAUCCGUGUAGCUUGUCGAGCAGUGAGGUCUAUGAGUCUGCACAAAGUAUAACGUUGUUGAUGGAUGGUUUAAUAGAAAGCCCAUGCAAAGUCCUUCCAGCAGGUGAGUUUGAUGAAGAAACUGAGAAGAGAAAGGAUCUGAAUGGCUGUUUUGCUUCAAUUCCGAUGUACUUGUGCAGAUGGAUUUACGAUGAAACGAAAGGGCUAUUCCGAGAUAUUUCAUGUUAACCAACACCUACUACCUACUAGUACGGUAAGGGAUGAAUUGAUCCUGAGUGUUUAAAUUUAAACCAUGAAGAUAGACUAAUUCAUUCUUACAUAUAUACUCGGUUUUGUUUCGUUUAUUACAUUAUUAUAUUCUAUUACAGACACCAAAGUGAUAAACCUUGGUA
Molecule: messenger RNA, 2442 nt
Organism: Andrographis paniculata
Lineage: Eukaryota; Viridiplantae; Streptophyta; Magnoliopsida; Lamiales; Acanthaceae
Exons: 8
Coding region: 161-2278 (705 amino acids)
Molecular function (GO): chromatin binding
Source: RefSeq, a predicted model, not a curated record